GCGGCAACCGCUGAGUAGGGGGUAUGGGGUUUUCAGUAGCUUUGGUAUUUUUCCUUGGGGGAGCGGUGCUGCGGGGAGCUGCAGUCAGAUGCGGCUACCAGUCCUGCCCAGUGACAAAACCUGACAUGCUCAAUGUUCACCUUAUCCCUCACACUCAUGAUGACGUGGGCUGGCUGAAGACAGUGGACCAAUAUUUCUUUGGAGUCCGCAAUGACAUCCAACAUGCCGGGGUGCAGUACAUCCUUGACUCUGUCAUUCCUCAGCUGCUGGCUGACCCCAGCAAGCGUUUCAUCUAUGUGGAAGUGGCAUUCUUUGCCCACUGGUGGGGGCUGCAGACAGAAGCCAUGCGCCAGUCUGUGCAGCAGCUGGUUGCUGAAGGGCGCCUGGAGUUUGUGAAUGGCGGUUGGUGCAUGAAUGAUGAGGCGUCGGUACAUUACAGUGCUGUCAUUGAUCAGAUGAGUCUCGGGCUCCAUUUCCUGAAAGAGACCUUUGGAGAAUGUGGCCGACCCCGUGUAGCCUGGCACAUUGAUCCUUUUGGGCACAGUCGGGAGCAGGCUUCUCUGUUUGCUCAGAUGGGCUAUGAUGGUUUCUUCUUGGGCCGUAUUGAUUACCAGGAUAAAUCCCACCGUCAGUCACUGCGUGAAAUGGAGCAAUUGUGGCGUGCAAGCAGAAACCUGGAUCCACCUAUGGCUGAUCUCUUCACUGGUAUCCUGCCAAAUGUUUAUAACCCCCCUAUGUCUCUCUGCUGGGAUCAGAUCUGCUCUGACAAUCCCAUUGUGGAUGAUGACAGUGAUGAGAACAAUGUGGAAAAUAUAGUGGCCUAUUUUCUGGGAAUUGCAGCUGCCCAGGCCAAACACUAUCGCACGAACCACAUUGUCAUGACCAUGGGAUCUGAUUUCCAGUACGAGAACGCCAUACUGUGGUACAAGAACAUGGACAAGUUGAUCCAUCAUGUUAAUGCGCAGCAACUGAAGGGCAGCCCUGUCAAUGUACUCUACUCAACUCCAAGCUGCUAUCUUUGGGAGCUGAAUAAAGCCAACAUGUCAUGGUCUGUGAAAUACGAUGACUUCUUCCCGUAUGCCGAUGGCCCCCAUCAAUUCUGGACAGGCUAUUUCACCAGCCGACCAGCUUUGAAACGCUAUGAACGGCUCAGCAACAACUUCCUUCAAAUCUGCAACCAGCUGGAAGUGUUAGUUGGCAUGAAAGCAAACCUCGGGCCUUAUGGCAGUGCUAACAGUUCUGUGCUGCGCCAAGCUAUGGGAGUUGCUCAGCAUCACGAUGCAGUGAGUGGCACAGCAAAGCAGCAUGUGACCAAUGACUAUGCCAAACAGUUGUCUGUUGGUUGGGAUGCCUGCCAGAUUGUGAUGAGUAAUGCCCUAGCCAGUCUUGUCGGCAGCAAGGAAAACUUCAUCUAUUGCACCUACCUCAACAUCAGCGUCUGCCCACUAACCGAAGCUGCCCCCACCUUUACCGUGAUCAUCUAUAACCCUCUGGCCCGUUCUGUGGAUUGGAAUGUCCGACUGCCUGUGAACGGAAGUCAUUAUUCAGUUGUAGCUCCUGAUGGUCAGAAUGUUUUGAAUGAGGUCAUUCCUGUAUCAAGUUUUACCCGUGCCGUGCGGCAUAAUCGGGGCAGUGCCAUCAAUGAACUGGUAUUUCAGGCAUCCCUUCCGCCAUUGGGCUAUAGCACCUAUUCCAUUUCCCAGCUGCCUGGCAGGAAUCCAGCAGGCUCCAGGCUGCUGAAAAGGCUGCGCCCCCAACCUGCUGCAGAGCAUCUUACAUUGGCAAUUGAGAACGAGCAUCUGCAAGUUCUAUUUGACCCCAGAACAGGACUGAUGAAGGAGAUUUGGAAUAUGGACAAGAACAUCUCCUUACCAGUUCUUCAGAGCUUCUUCUGGUACAAUGCCAGUGUUGGAAAUGAAGAACAUUCACAGGCGUCUGGAGCCUACAUCUUCCGUCCUGACACCUCUAAGCCGUUUCCCAUUGCCCAGAAAGCUCGUAUAUAUCAAAAGAAGACCCAAGUGGUGCAAGAGCUGUACCAGAACUUCUCCGACUGGUGCUCCCAAGUGGUGCGCCUCUAUGCUGGGCAGCCAUAUGUUGAACUGGAAUGGACAGUGGGACCCAUUCCUAUAUGGGAUCAUCUUGGCAAGGAGAUCAUCAGCAGGUUUGAGACAAACCUGCAGACUGAAGGCCUUUUUUACACAGACUCCAAUGGACGCGAGAUCCUGGAGAGAAGGCGCGAUUACAGAGUCACAUGGAAUCUGAGCCAGACCGAGCCAGUGGCAGGCAACUACUACCCUGUGAACAGUCGUAUCUACAUCAAGGACCAGAAGACCCAGCUAACAGUGCUGACAGAUCGCUCACAGGGUGGCAGUAGCCUCACCGAUGGCUCUCUUGAACUGAUGGUACAUCGAAGGCUGCUACAUGACGACAACCGGGGCGUUGGGGAGCCAUUACUGGAACCUGGCGAUUAUCACAAUGGACUUGUGGUGCGAGGUCGCCACCUUGUCUUCUUAGACACAGUGGAAUCAUCCGCUGAGUUGCACCGCCUGCGGGCCCAGCAAGAGUACAUGGCACCACAGCUGGUGCUGGCACCAGGGGGAGGACCUCCCUACCAACCUGGUCAGGGCAUCAUCAAAGAGUUCUCUGCUCUCCGCCAUGCCCUUCCUUUGAACAUCCACUUGCUCACAUUGGCCCAGUGGGAGCCUGAUGCCGUUCUCAUCCGUCUAGAGCACCAAUUUGAAUACAGGGAGGCAGUCAAUGGCUCCUUGCCUGUUGUCAUUAACUUGCUGAAUUUGUUCUCUUCCUUCAACAUCAUCACCGUGCAAGAAAUGAACUUGUCAGCAAACCAGAAGCGGGAGAAUGUGAGCAGGCUCAUCUGGCAGCCAGCUGAAGGGGUAGCAGCAGAACAGCAAUCAAGCACUGGCCUAGACCCAGCACACAUUGAAUUAUUUCCUAUGGAGAUCCGAACCUUCCUGCUGCAGAUUAGGUACCGAGACAAGCCUGGGCAAGAAAUAUGAGUUCAACCUGUGGUUGGUCCAAGCAGAAGUAUUGUCCCAAAGAACAGCAGGACAUGGGAGCCUUCUCCCAGGAACCUGUGCAAGAUGGAGGAAGUGGUCCCCUCUGAGCCAGGCAUCAUCUUGUUCUGUGGACAGAGGAUGCCUUAAGCUGCUUAAUGCCUGCUGGUAUAGGUAGUAGGACUUAUCUUUAGAAAUUUUCCCAGAUUUUUUUUUUCUUUUGCAAAUGAAAAAGGGAUCGUUGUUAAAAGGCCAUUCUGGUCCUGCCUCCAUGUCCUCAAAGCACAUCCAUAAUAAACAAAAAAUUACCGUCCUUACAGAGCGUUUUGGAAGUGCUGGAAUAUUUGGACGAUCUUAAGUACAAUCAUCUUUUUAAUAAACCUCUUAAAUAUAA
Messenger RNA from Candoia aspera, 3408 nucleotides. It is a transcript of the gene MAN2B1, whose product is annotated as mannosidase alpha class 2B member 1. Gene Ontology annotation, cellular component: lysosome. Lineage: Eukaryota; Metazoa; Chordata; Lepidosauria; Squamata; Candoiidae. The transcript has 24 exons. The coding region runs from base 24 to 3017 and encodes 997 amino acids. Gene Ontology annotation, molecular function: alpha-mannosidase activity; carbohydrate binding. Gene Ontology annotation, biological process: mannose metabolic process. The record is from RefSeq and is a predicted model, not a curated record.